AUGGCAGGUCUGAAAGAGGAGAAAUGCAGAACGGAAUUUCGCCAACGUGUCUAUUCAUGGUUGAGUACGGACCAAGAAGAAUUUUGGCGAUUGGCAGAUUCCUUGGAAAAGUGCAUCCAAGAGACUGCAAAGAAAAUGCUUCUGGUUCUAAUGUUGCGGAAGAAGGAUAACUUCAAAAGCUUGCUGAACCGACAGGCGCCGUCAGUUCCUGAAGUCGAGCACGUUGAGAGACCAACAUAUGCGAUUAACGAAGAACCACUGACCGAGUCGGAGGUUCUGGUAUGUAUCCAAAAGACGAGAAAUGGAAAAUCUAGUGGAGAUGACCUGAAAUAUCUUCCUCCGUCUGGGAUUCGCCGUCUUCUCAACGCGCUUCGCGCCGAUGGAGUACCGGAAAAGUUCGUCCGCUUGCUUGACGACAUGAGUCAACGAACAACUGCUGCAGUUCAAACACCAGCCGGAUGUACAACUCUGUUUGAGGUGGUAACUGAAGUAAGACAAGGGGCAGUGGCAGGAUCCUUCUCCUUCAAUUUCGCCAUCGACGACAUCAUGCGAAGAACAGUGUCCUGCCGAUACCAUUCUAGCUCCAUCAGCAUUCCAUUGACCGAUCUCGAGUACGCUGACGAUGUUGUUAUAUUCGCAGAAAACAGUACGAAACUUCAACAUGUUGUAAACCUUCUACCGAAGUUGACUGCAGCCUAUGGGCUACGUCUACGCCCUGGGGGAAUUACCGUGGAUGGACAACUGAUCGAACUUAAGUUCUGUUAUCUGCGCUGUGCGCUGAAGAAGAACGGCAGCUAUGAAAACGAUAUCCAGCGAAGAUGCGCUAAGGCCAUUUCUGCAUUUACCAAAAUGCUUGUGGACAACUCCCAUCACCAACGAAAUCAAGCUGCGAGCCUAACUAUCCGCAGUUCACCCUAUAAUGAUGCACGGAUCGGAGACAUGGGUAGCACCAUCUACGAUGAUGGAGAGGCUUGA
Messenger RNA from Necator americanus (New World hookworm), 975 nucleotides. RefSeq lists its product as uncharacterized. Lineage: Eukaryota; Metazoa; Nematoda; Chromadorea; Rhabditida; Ancylostomatidae. Bases 1 to 975 code for a protein of 324 amino acids. The record is from RefSeq and is a predicted model, not a curated record. The transcript has 4 exons.